GAACAAACCACCUUGAGUGAUUUGGUAUGUCAUCAGAGUGAUUUGGUAUUGUCAUCAGAGUAGAUAAAAAAGUUACCAAAGAGCAGAGUAAUACCACACCAAGAAAUCUCAUGGGAUACCAAGAGUGCAGGUGAUUCAGCCCAUAAUAUAACCUAUGGCUGUCAUCUACGGUGCCCACAUGACCCAAAUCCUGCAUAUCACUGAGGCAACCAGACCAAGCAAAUCAAAAGACGAAUAAUCCACCAGUGAAACAGUAUCCUACACCCUCCUACACUCCUACACCCUCACAACAGAGCAGAGAUGGAUGCUGAGGAGAAGAAGCAAGUCAGCUCUUCAAGCUGCGUCUCUUUGAGGAGUGACAACUCAAUAGAUGAACCUCCAUGCUUCAGCGAGCAAGAAGGGAACUCUCCAUGUACUAAGACAGACAGCAUGAAUGCAAACAACGAAAGCAGACCUACUUGCCUGUCUCUGAGGAGUGACAGAUCGAAGAGCCCGCCACCAGAGUUUUGCUUUGGAGAUACAGAUGACAGGAAUGUCAUACCAGUCACAUCACAAUUACCUGUUGGUGGGCCACAGGCAACAAUAAAAGACUGUGGCCUUGAAUUCCCACCACUAAUUGACAACUGGACUAAAGAACACGUGAGAGACUGGCUGGUCAGUAGACUUAAAAUAGCAGAGAAAUUGGCACAGAAUCUCUAUGACCAAGAGUUGUCAGGAGCUUGCUUAAUCAGCUUUGGCAAACAAGACUUGUUAGAACUGGAUGUUCCGCUUGCACCAGCAAUACAAAUCAUACGACAGGUUGAGAAGUUCAGAAGGCAUUCAGAGAUUUCUGAGUCAAGUGUGAAAAUGUCAAAGAGUCGUUAUGAACCAAGAAAAGGUGAUUUAUGCCAAGGUAUAGAGAUGCUGGAUGUGUCAGGAAAUAUGGAUGAAUCUGUGGAAACUGAAACAGUGCCAUCAGAUUCAGGAUUUCAAAGUGUAAGCUCCAUUUUGCAAUCAGCAAGAAACAAAAUAAAAUCUGUAAUAGAACAGAAGACAACUAAUAGUGCACAAUUAGACACUGAAACAACCAACAAUGUGGAACCUUUACAACAGAUGUCAGCACCAAACACAUCAGAGGGAAGGCCUUCACAAGGCAAUCAGGGCCAACAGCUAAAACAGCUGAUAACUCACGGAAGAGAUUCAUUUGACAAUUCCCUUCAAGUCAUUGUUGUUACCGACAAAUGUGAUCCAAGUCAGCUGGAGAACUUGGAUUUUCUGAAAGACAUGAAGUUAUUAGCAGUACUUGAGUUUGAUCCGGAGUCUAAUGUGAAUGGAACAUGCAGCUUUUACAGAAGAGAUCGCAUAGCCAAUCUGCACUAUCCACGCAUGUACACUACUCAGGACAGUGCAACUACAACCAUUCAGAAUCUGAACUUGUUCAAGCAAACAAGUUGGGUUUUCUGCAAUGGGAAAGUGAAUGCAGAAAGUGAGACGGACAGGCCAUUAGAACCUUGUGCAUGGCUUAAAAAACGUUCUCGUGACAUAAACAACAUGGUUUCAUUUCUUUGCAACCCAGAUUUGCUUUCCAAAGAUAGACUCCUAGUGUUAUUCAUUCUUCACUCAGAAGUAACUGACGUUUCAAGCCCUAUUUUGGAGGCUUUCUGUGCAAUCUAUCAGACACUGGAAGGGGUGGACAACAUGUUGUGCAUAUGCAAAGACUCCAUUGUAUUCAGUCACUGGAAACAGCUGAUAGAGUGUCGAUGUAAGCAGGACAUCACCAGUAAAUGCGUCUAUGAACUGAGUUUGAAUGAAAUAUCGAGUACCAUCAAAACACUUAAAGAACCUCAAACACAAUCUUCCAGGAGGUUCUUGCCAUCUACAGGCUCCAGCUCAGUCUUGCUGGCAAAAAAGGAUGAAGAGCUGAUGACUGUUUUGGACAUCUUGUGUGAAAACCAAUGUGAAAACACAGAAAUCGAAGCACAUGAUUCCUUUCAGGAGUUCAGGAGGAAAACAGAGGUGGACUUUUACAGAGGAGGACAGGUUUCAUGGUGGAACUUUUACUUUUCUGAGAAGAAAGGCAGCCUACCGUUCAUAAAACGAGACAAAUACAAAGACCUAUACGACCUGAUCCAUCCUGUAGAUGGCCACAAAUGUUCAUGUGUUAUAAUCAAUCUUUACCAUCAUCCAGGAUGUGGCGGAACAACUUUAGCAAUGCAUGUUCUUUGGAACCUUAGAAGUAAAUUCAGAUGUGCUGUUGUUAAAAACAGCACCGCGACAAAUACUGAAAUUGCAACUCAAGUCAAACGCCUUCUGACACAUGGCAAACAGGAGCAGUCAGAUUAUAUACCUGUACUCCUCUUGGUGGACAACUGGGAUGAUGUAGAGGACCUAAAGCAAUGCAUCCUAAAUGUUGCUAGUGAUAGGAAGCAACAUCUCAUGGUAAUCAUUCUGAAUUGUGAGAGAAUCCAGUCCACUGAUAAGAGCUUCAGAAAUAGCCGCUUUGCAAAUGUGUUAAUCACCAACAAGUUGUCAACCAAAGAGCAGAGUUUGUUUUCUGAGAAACUUCAACAACUCAAGGACAACCACGAGAAGCCAGAUACUUUCUAUGCCUUCAUGAUCAUGACAAAUAACUUCAGUGAGGAUUACAUCAAAAAUCUGGUGAGCAACAUUAUGAAAGAUCUUGAUGCCACUUCCCAACAGGGGAGGCUUCUCUCCUUCCUAGCUUUACUAAACACCUAUGUCAAUGGCUCCUACAUGUCUCUCUCUUUGUGUGAAGAGUUAUUAGGGAUAAGAAAUGCUCUGUGGAAGCCAGAAACCCUUGAUGUUGAAAUGAAUCCCUAUUCCACACUGAUGAUCACUUUCACUGUUGAAGAGCAUGGCAGCUAUCAAGCAGUACGGUUCUUACACCAAAUGAUUGCUAGUAAGUGCCUUGAAUUUCUUACCCAGAAACACAACCUAUCUCUGGCUGAGAUAACAAUCAACCUUUUACACUGUGACAAACUCUACAAAUCAAGCAUGGGAAAGGAUUUCCUAGAACAACACAUUUAUAGCAUGCUCAUAACCCGUCACAGAAAAGAACAAGGAGAUGACAAGGACACGUUGUUUUCUCCAAUGAUAGAAGAUAUAAAUGAGAAGGAUGGACUUGACAAAAGCAAAGCAGUGUUAGAAAAAGCCAUAUCGAGGUUUGACAGAAGUGCAACACUGCCACAAGCACUGGCAAGGCAUUUGUAUUUAAAAGAGAGAGAAUUUAAAUCUGCCCUGAAGUGGGCUUUAUAUGCAAGGCAGAAAGUUUCAAAUUCCUAUAUUGCAGAUACAGUCGGACAAGUGCACAAGAGCCACCUCAAAAAGGAAAUUGAAGAUUCUGAAACUCUCACUCCAGAAAUAUUUGACAAAUGCAUACAAUUAGCAUUCGAUGCUGUAAAUGCAUUCCAGGAUUCACAGGAGCUAGCCAAGAAGGAUGAAUCUUUAGAUGCAUUUGAUAUACAUCACAAAAAAAGGAAGAAGUCCUACAAUACAUCAGGCUAUGUUGGAGAGACAGAAGUCAUGUUGAUCAUCCUUGAUGUCAUUACAUCACUGCCUGUCAGUGACAGAUAUCAGAAGGAUAAAGUGCUACAAUUCCUCAAAGGUGGACAAGUGAGCAGUUUAUGUGAUUUGAGCAACACAACCAUUGACCAGUUUCUUACUGUCCUGAAAUACCAUGAGAAAUUUCUUGUUUCUUUUAAGCCACGGCUGAAGGAACUAUUCACUUUCUUUGAGAACUACUUCACGUACCUAAAACCUAGGUCACAGGAGAGGGAGAUAACUGAUGAAAAAAAUAAAAAGAAGAUUUCUAACUACUUCACAAAAUAUAUGGAAAUAUUUAACAUUUCAGAGGAAGAGAAAGCAUCUGAAAAAGCCAGCAAACCAAGUCUCAGUCGAAAUCAGGAGAUAGUGGAUCAGAGGCGCUAUCUGGAAGUAAAACGAGCAGACUCAUUUGCUGGACUUCUGCAGUGCUUGAAUGACAAACGCUGGAGAGAAAUGGAACACAUUCUCCAAAAAUGGCAGUUUAUAUUUGACAGCUCCUCUCAUAGACGUGUGUCAGAUACAGCCAACUUCAUCCUGGCAAACAUUGUUCUUCACAGCCUCAAGCCAUCCCACGAAUUACUAAAAAAAUAUGAAGAGUUGGUCUCUCUUCUCAAUGAGGAACUACAAAAGGAGGGUACUAAUUCAAAUUCGACAGAGCUGUACUACCUCUCCAUGUUGCUAUUGUGGCCUAUACAAAACCAAAGGCUUGAAAGCUCAGAAUCAUACAGGAAUAUCAACACAUACAUCACAUCAGCCAAGAAAUCUUUUCAUCGACGCUUCUCUCACAUGUUUCCAGCAAGAAGUGCUAUCGCUCAUUUCUUCCUUGGGAAAUCCACUGGACUCAAACGAAUAGUUUCCAAGGUGAAGCUUGAUCAAAUUUUGAAACAAAGCGAUCAGUCAUCUAAUCUGCACCGUUUGUUCCAGAGUGGUGCAGCGUGGAAUAACCCAGAGAUUCAGAGGAUGCUGUUAAGGAUCAAAGGAAAGUCCGAAAAUGGUGAAAUUUAUGUUCACUAUGGCACUCAAAAGGUGUUGGUGCGCCCAGUCUACCUGGGAGAUAUUCGAAGCGGAUACAGUUGUGAGGAAGUAUCCUUCUACCUUGGAUUCACCAUGGAAGGGCCUGUGGCCUAUAACAUUAAGUAUGAAAAUGAGCAAUGAGGACAUUUAACAAGCAGAUGUGAACAGUAGUAAGUAAUAAAAAUGGCAAGGAAAUAACAAACCUGUUUCAUUAUUAUGAGUUUAUUUCACAGUAUAAUCAACACACUCAGGUGAAAACACUGGAUCUUACAAAUAAAACACCCACAUUCAUCUUCUAGAAAAAGGAGAAAAAGAGUUGUGUUGGGUGCUUUUCUAAAACAAGUGCAUGCUUGGGCAUUUAUUGUCUGGCUUUAGUGAUCGUUGAAAUAGUACACCAACUGAGAAGCUGAAAAUGAUUCUGGUUAAAUAGCAGUCGCCCGGGCUUCUGGCCUGCUGCUGACCUCUUUUCACUGAGUUGGGACCGUAACCCCAACAGAAUAAAGAAACAUGAGGAAAUGUUUUAUUGAUAUCAUAUCUACCUUUUGAUAAACCUUAAUACUUAAGUUUUAUAUACAGUAUAUGCUUAGAACCGUUACAUUCACAUUUAGUAUCUUGAGAUUAACCAUUUGCUAACAUAGACCUCAAUAAUGGAACCCAGCAUUGCAAGCAAGUGCCUUUUACUAAUACUGAGUCUGAGGUCUUAAUUUAGGUCUGUAAUUUACAUUUAUAUUUACUGUGAGACACUAUUUGGCAAAUAUGUUACAUGUUCAUUUUUAAAGAUUUUCUGUUUUCUUUUUUCUUUUUUUUUGGCGCUGAGUUGGGACUGUAACCCCAACAGAAUAAAGAGCCAUGAGGAAAUGCUUUGUUGAUAUCAUGUCUACCUUUUGAUAAACCUUAAUACUUUAGUUUUAUAUACAGUGUAUACUUAGAACUGUUACAUUUAAAUUACCUUAUUACUCUGAGUCAGUGUGUGAAGCACAUGCUGGCAAUACUGGCAAUACUACUUUUAUAUCUACUCUAAGACACUAUUUGACUAAUGUGUAAAUGUUCAUUUUUAAAGAUUUACAUUUUUUUGUUUGAUAUUUGUAGAGCUGGAAUACUGCGAUAGUAAAAUCAAAUUCAUUCAUGUAUACGUUUGAAGUCAUUGUGAUAUUAUGUAUUGUUAAGGAUAUGACUUUUUUCAGAGCCUUCAUGUAUUAAAAUUGAAAUACUGAUGACAAA
Messenger RNA from Scatophagus argus, 5778 nucleotides. Its product is annotated as sterile alpha motif domain-containing protein 9-like. The record is from RefSeq and is a predicted model, not a curated record. Lineage: Eukaryota; Metazoa; Chordata; Actinopteri; Scatophagidae. Gene Ontology annotation, cellular component: cytoplasm. The transcript is spliced from 5 exons. Gene Ontology annotation, molecular function: protein binding. Bases 301 to 4698 code for a protein of 1465 amino acids.